Mytilus californianus (California mussel) is the source of this 3074-nucleotide messenger RNA. RefSeq names its product adhesion G-protein coupled receptor D1-like. Gene Ontology annotation, biological process: cell surface receptor signaling pathway; adenylate cyclase-activating G protein-coupled receptor signaling pathway. The transcript has 18 exons. Bases 230 to 1702 code for a protein of 490 amino acids. The record is from RefSeq and is a predicted model, not a curated record. Gene Ontology annotation, cellular component: membrane. NCBI's taxonomy places the organism in Eukaryota, Metazoa, Mollusca, Bivalvia, Mytilida, Mytilidae. Gene Ontology annotation, molecular function: G protein-coupled receptor activity.
GUGGUGUAACAGAACUCGAUCUACUAAAUUUUUAUUGCAGGUUCUAUUAGAAAUCUUGGAUAGUGCUUUUGAAAACGACAAUGACAGCAGCCUUCACGAAUGUCUGCAAUCUAAGGAGUCAAUACCUUUGAUAGAGCCAUUUGUUAGCUUUGCGUUGAAAAGACCUUAUAUAUCUACAAAACAAGAAUUUCAUCUGCAAAACCUAGAUUAUAUUCUUGACUUCGUUAAUAUGAGUAAUGUUUCGGAUAAAAAAUAUUAUGUACAAAACACUAGAAUCCAGGAGAUAGAACCCAUGGACAAUGCAGAUGCAGACUUGGUGCUGUCAAUCAUGGUAUUACGUAUAAACAUAUCAACAGAAGUGAAAUUCAUAGGAAUGAAUAGAUCAAAUUUCUCGAUCGAUAGUAACAAAGCCUACAUUAUAAGUCCUGUAAUGUCUUUGACAGCAUUUUCUGGAAACAAGGAGAUAUCACUUAGUCAUACAUUUCAAAUUCAACAUUAUACUUUAAUACCUCAGAUCAACAUUUCUGAAGAUGCAAACAAUACUUUGUGUGCCUAUUAUGAUAAAAAAGAAAGUAUAUGGUCAGAUUAUGGUUGUUUGAAACUGAGAGGAAACAGUCAUCGAACGAUGUGUAAAUGUAACCAUACAACAAACUUUGCUAUCUUAAUGCAAGUUCGUGAACUAAAGCUAGAUAAUGUCCAUGUUUUGGUAUUGGACAUUAUAACAUACAUAGGAUGUAGUAUAUCAUUGCUUACCCAGCUGAUAACACUAACAGUAUUUACCUGUGUUGGAUCAUUAAACUCAGAGCGUGUGUUUGUUCACAGAAAUCUUUGUAUAUCCAUAAUUUGUGCUCAGUUAGGAUUUCUAUCUGGCAUCAAGGCAAUAGAAUACAAGACAGUAUGUGCUAUAGUAGCCGCAAUCCUGCACUAUUUCUACACAGCUGUGUUUGUAUGGAUGCUGGUGGAAGGUUUACUCCUGUACAGUAAAGUUGUUCAAGUGUUUGGCACAGAAAAGUCACGUGUGACUUACUAUUGUAUAUUUGGUUGGGGAGUGCCAAUAGUUAUAGUUGCUGUGUCUGCCUCUGCUGAUUGGAACGGAUAUGGGACGUCUACCAGCUGCUGGUUAUCAACAAAAACGGGAGCAAUAUGGGCCUUUGUUGGACCAGCCAUCGCCAUUAUUUUGGUUAAUAUUGUUAUUUUAUGGAUGGUUAUCAAGAUUGUCAUAUCAUCAGCAAAACAUGACCAGAAAACAGAAUACAGUCAAAUAAGGGCUGGAGUGAAGGGAGCUUUGAUUCUGAUUCCACUACUAGGACUGACGUGGAUGUUUGGUCUCAUGGCCGUCAAUGAAGACUUUGUCAUAUUUCAGUACCUGUUUGCUAUCUGUAAUUCACUACAGGGCUUUUUCAUAUUCCUUUUCCAUUGUGUCUUCAAUUCAGAGGUUAGACAAGCACUGAAAAGACUUCAGGAACGUCAGCGAUUAAUGAGAGAUUUUUCCUCAUUUUCUUCAGCAUCUUCUAGGAACAGUUCAUCAAAGGAUAAGGAUUUGAAGCAGCGAAUUAUUCGUCGGGAAAGUAAAAAUUCUAGCGGCACAACUUUAACGAGUUUAGGAAGUAGAAAUAGUAUAGCAAGUAGAAGUUCAAAGUUGACAGAUGACAUAGUGGUUGAAGAUAUAAAUGGAGAAGAAUUAGAACUGAGUUAUAUAUAACACAGGCGUGUUACCGACCUACGACAACAUCAUAAAUUGAUGGAACAUGAUCACAAGACUCUUUAAAUCUAUCUAGAUAAAGUAGAAGUCUCUUAGUUUUGGUCAAAUAAAUUAAUUUUAUUUUGCAUUUUCUAUUCCCUUUUCAUCAAACAUUAUACUUGAUACAUCUAUUUAAUAUGGAUAUUUGCAUCCCCGUGGUUAUAAUAUCAUAUAAAAUUGUACUGUUUGUUGAUUUUGUUUCGAUUGAUGUAUGUUAAAUCAUGCUUUCAUUGAAAUAUAACUGCCUGGAUACGAAAUAUAAUUGUAAAUACAUGUUGAUAGAUACCAUAGCUAAUUUUGAAGAGUUUUGUACUCUGUUCAAACCACUUCCGCUGCCAUUUACAGCCUUGUGUGUACGAUUUUCUGUGCAAAUAAUGAUACUACAUCGUUGUGGAGAGAGUGAACUGGUUGAUACUUCCUACAUAUUCCAUGUAAUACUAGACACGCACUUACAAAAAGGAAUGAUUCUAAAUGAAAUAGUUGACCAUAUGUUGUAAAAUUAUUUUAAUAAUGCAAAGGAUAAAUUGAAUAUGCCAUUGAAUAUGACCAACAAAGGAUUUUCAGUUGUGCUUUAUAUCACAUUGGCAAACUGAUCUAGUAGUUACAGCAAUUCCAAUUCGAUAGUCAGUGUUAAUCAGAAACGAUAUACUAAAUAUUUAAAUGGAUACUUCUUAAAUAAAAAGCGUAAUUUAAAAAUGAUGACGAAUAGAGAAACCGUAUAUCGGUCUAUUUAUCAAACAUUUUAAGGUGUAACGUCUCGAUUUCACAAAAUACUUAAUAUUUCAUAUACUUUAACAGCUGGCAUCUACACCAAUCUUGUUUGAGCAGUUAUCCAAUGUCAUGGAUCCUGCAAUUAAUUUGAAAUUUGAAAUCAAAUUCAUGAUAACUUAGACAUUUUGAUAAAUUAAUAUUCAUGAAUUCUUUGCUCCACUGGUAUUUUGUGUAACAUUAUAUCUUAUUUAAUAUAAAAGUGUGACGUUGAGCGUCACGUUUCCGAAAGCAGUAUAGCAGCAUUCAUUUAACUAAAAGGGAAGAAAAGUAAAUGUUGGGAUUCUUUCAAUGCAGCAGUAAAAAAAAACCCAACAUAGCCACCCCAUAUAUGGGAGCAGCUUCGAUUAGAUAAAAAAUUUAGCAGAAGCGUACUUGCGCUCACUAAAAGGGCCGUACCAGUAUGAUUUAGAUAUACAAAAUAAAUAAUAAUACUUAAGUCUUGGAGAGAACAUGUUUUUCUUAAUAAGUUGUAUAAAUUGGCUUUGAACUAGCCGUCAGUAACUGUGUCUAUUGUUGUUAUGUUACUUUAUUUUUUGAGUUUAGUACAGAUCUAUUAAGUAAA